This is a messenger RNA of Penicillium digitatum Pd1, 2349 nucleotides long. RefSeq names its product Ankyrin repeat-containing domain. NCBI's taxonomy places the organism in Eukaryota, Fungi, Ascomycota, Eurotiomycetes, Eurotiales, Aspergillaceae. Gene Ontology annotation, molecular function: protein binding. The record is from RefSeq and is a predicted model, not a curated record.
AUGGACCCGAUUUCUAUCACCGGUCUUGUAAUAGAGGUCAGCCAUGUGCUAUCGAGCCUGAUCAGAUAUGCCAAAACGGUGCAGACGGCGAAGUCCGAAGUGCGAAAACUCAGCGAAGAGCUCUUUGCUUUAAAGGGGAUCUUGGAGCACCUGACGGCCCAGAUGAAUGAUACCCCUAUAUGGGAGAAAUCAGAAACAAGCCCGUUUGACCGCGAUGUCAUGGCGAGAGUGUUGCAUACAACAAAUGAGUUCCUCCAAUCCUUACUCAUGGACUUGGAAGCAGCGGAGACCAAGUUCAAGCGCCUCAAGCAAAAUCUGAAAUGGCCCUUUACUCAGACGCAAGUCAGUGAGCAUCUGGUCCGCCUAGAAAGAGUCAAAUCCUGGUUGAUACUAGUUCUCAUUGCAGACCAUAAAUCUGUGGAUCGGGAGAUGCAGCAUGAGAUUCGUGAUCUGACAAACACAUUGAAGGAAGACUUACAGAUUCGAGCUCAAGAGCGGAAUCAAUAUGCUAACAGAGAGCUCCUGCAAUGGAUAGCUCCUGUGAACCCCGAAAGCUCUCAUCUACGAGCGUCAAAAAGACAUAAAAUUGGGACUGGUAGAUGGUUUGUCGAUGGUCAUUUAAAGACGUUUCUCAACCAAGACGAAAAUCGGGCUUUCUUCCUCUGGGGAAAAUCCGGAACUGGAAAAUCUACACUGUUUGCGCAAGUUGCCGACGAACUUACUUAUAUGGCUUCUCAGGGCCAAUCCAUGUGUGUCGCUUAUUUCUAUUGUACAAUCAGCGAUUUUGCAUCUCAGAACGCAAGAAAUGUUCUAGGAUCACUUGUGGCACAGCUGUCGAGCACAAUUCCUUCAAUCUUGGAUGAGAUUCGCUCUGUAUACAAGAAAGGUCCAAAGAAUCAAGCGCACAGGUUCCCUAUCGAAUUAUCUGUUCUCGAAGCAGCCAUCGCCACGUCUGCUUCUGAAAAGACAAAAAUCGUCCUUCUGGUUGAUGCAAUCAACGAAAGCCAUGACAUGCAACUUCUUGAAGCAUCUCUUCUCAGGCUUGCCAGCCUAUCCACGAACAUCCGUGUGCUUCUAACCACGACAAGCACCAUGAGUUCCAUCAAGCACCCCUAUGUAUAUGUCUUAAACAUAAGCGGAAAAUCGCGAGGGGACAUUGGUACCUUUGUCAAACACCGACUCCAGACUGAUAGUACGUUGAGAAAUUUGGCACCAGAAUUCCAAGCGGAGAUUGAAUUUACUCUUCUUCGAAAUGCCGAUGGAUCAUUCCGCUGGGUCCAGCUCUCAUUGGACAACCUGAGCACGCAGCGAUCUGUGAGAGCGAUGCGACAGGCCCUGAAAACCCUCCCAGGGACCUUGCGCGAAACAUAUGCAAACAUGUUGGAAAGAAUUGCUCCUGAUGAUUGGAAGAUUGUUCACGAGGCCCUCUUUUGGCUCAGUUUCACCAAACGGCCUCUUACCUUGAGGAGUCUCAACGAAAUUGUGGCUAUGGACGAGACAAGCAUAACACUUGAGAAGGACAUGAUGCUUGUCCCUCCACACAUUCUUCUUGAAAUUUGCCAAGGGCUCAUCACCGAAGACAAAGAUGGUAAUCUCAAUCUGGCGCAUGCGUCUGUUAAGGAUUUUCUGACAUCUGAUUGGAUUCGGUCAUCUCGAGUCCAAUUUUUUGCCCUGGAUCCUACAACUGCAGACCUGAAAGCCAUGCACAGUUGUCUCACGUACCUGUGCCUCGACAAUUUCGCACAGGGAUACCUAACAAGUCCCGACAACCCAGCCAAAGUACGAGAAAAUCAUCCCUUCAUGAAUUAUGCCACAAACUUCUGGCCCCAACAUGCUGCUGCUUGCGGCUUUGGGGGCCCCGAGCAUGAAAUGAUCCAUAGAUUCUUUGCCACAAGGUCUCUUCCCGGUCGGGGCAAUUAUGGCGCAUGGAUGCAGGCGUUGUUGCAGACAAGCGCCGAGUCAAAUAGGAGUGAUACAGUGGCCAUUGACGGGACGCAUCCUCUAUACUACGCCGCCUCGUUUGGUAUGAUUCCAGUCGUCCAGUCUAUUCUCGCAACCGAGCCAGACAUCGAUAUCAAUGCCCCUGGUGGACGGAUUGGGGCCACACCGGUGUGGAUUGCUAGUCUUCGCUUCAACUUUGAGGUCGUGGAUAUCCUCCUGCGUGCUGGAGCUAAUCCAUCUAUCCGGGAUCCAGGUAGCGGGCUUAAUGUGCUUGAUCUUUUGAGGAUGGUGCCGACCCGUCAUCGAAGCUACCAUGGCCUUCGUCCCAUUUUGGACCGCCCAGCACCUUGGAAGGAUCAGUGGAAAGGACAAGGUGGAGACCAGUGCAUUUUGUCGGAAAUUGCUUAG